Messenger RNA from Symbiodinium sp. CCMP2592, 1179 nucleotides. Lineage: Eukaryota; Dinophyceae; Suessiales; Symbiodiniaceae. The record is from the annotation of a GenBank genome assembly.
AUGGCUAUGCCCGAACCGGCCCCCGGCUACAACGGACCGCGCUACGCACAGGCAAGCGAUGUCAACGAUGCGUGGCUCCAGAGGCUCCUGCAGUGCCAGCAGCAGGGACAGCUCCUUCCCAAGAAGGACGCAUAUCUGCUUGUGUUGGAUGUGAUCCGACAGCUCAAGAGCGAGCAGACCCUGGGCCGGAUCCAGGUGAAUCCGGGCCAGAAGGUCACGGUGUUCGGGGACAUCCACGGCCAGUAUUUCGACUUCAUGAACAUGCUGAGCAUGACCGGCAUGCCUUCGGUCAAUACGCCCUUCCUCUUCAAUGGGGACUUCGUUGACCGAGGAUCCUGGUCCGUGGAGGUCAUCACCAUGAUCUUUGCCAUGAAGAUGCAGAACCCGAAUGCCAUCUUCAUGAACCGCGGAAACCACGAGAUGUUGGAGGCCAACAUGAUCUACGGCUUCGCCGGUGAGGUGGGCAGCAAGUACGAUCUGGACCUCUUCAACCUCUACUCAGAGUCCUUCCGAAACCUUCCCCUGCUUCACCUCGUGAACAACCAAGUCCUGGUUGUCCACGCCGGCAUCCCGGGCCCCCGGCCGCGCGUCUGGCUGCCUGGCCAGACCCACGACCCCGAGGACGCCGUGCCGGUGAACCUCCAAGCGUGCACCUUGGCGGAGAUCGCCUCGGUAGACCGUUACACGGAGCUGACGCCCAAUUCCUACAAGGACGCAGUCGAUGAGGCCCCGAGGAAGGAAGAGAAGUGGGAGACGGACACCCGCAUGAUCAUCGACUUCCUGUGGUCUGACCCUCGAGGCGGCUCUGGCUAUGGCCCUUCCUACCGCAAAAGCCGCGGUGUCUUCAUGUUCGGCCCCGAUGUGUCGGAUCAGUUUGUUCGGGAAAACAACCUUAAGCUCGUGAUCCGCUCGCACGAGGUCAAGGCAGAGGGCUACCUUAAGGACCAUCCAUCGUUGAUGAGUGUGUUCAGCGCGCCGAAUUACCUGGACACCGGAGGCAACAAGGGCGCCUUCCUGCAGCUUUCUCCGGGCCCGGAUGGGAACCUCCAGGUCACGCCAACCAGUUUCACUGCCGUGCCGCAUCCGGACUUGCCACCGAUGUACCAUCAGAACUACAUCGCGGAGAACCAUCCUCACCUGACACGGCAGAUGAAGAAGAAGCAGGCGCCGAAACUUUGA